This is a messenger RNA of Hirundo rustica (Barn swallow), 1863 nucleotides long. RefSeq names its product nuclear receptor subfamily 1 group H member 4 (gene NR1H4). The record is from RefSeq and is a predicted model, not a curated record. NCBI's taxonomy places the organism in Eukaryota, Metazoa, Chordata, Aves, Passeriformes, Hirundinidae. Gene Ontology annotation, molecular function: nuclear receptor activity; RNA polymerase II cis-regulatory region sequence-specific DNA binding; zinc ion binding. Gene Ontology annotation, biological process: negative regulation of transcription by RNA polymerase II; bile acid signaling pathway; positive regulation of transcription by RNA polymerase II. The transcript has 10 exons. Bases 128 to 1549 code for a protein of 473 amino acids.
AAUCAUUAGGAUACUGAACUGAGUGCAGAACUGUCUUACAUCCUGCCAUCUGCAGUCUUCCAGAAAAGAACAGGUCUCUUUUCAACCUCCUGUUUAGUCAGCAUAUUCCUCCUGAACUGAAGAAUAAAUGGGAUCUGAAAUGAAUUUAAUAGAACAUCAUCAGCUAGCCACUGCUGAUGGAUUUCCUCUUGCUGAAGGUCCUCAUUUGUUUGGUGUCCUUUCAGAACCAAUGAGUUCUCCAGUGCAAGAGGCAGAUGUGUCACCUUAUGCACAGUACAAUAAUGUGCCAUUUCCCCAAGUUCAGCCGCAGAUCUCAUCACCACCUUAUUACUCCAACCUAGGCUUCUACCCUCCACAGCAUGAGGAAUGGUAUUCCCCUGGGAUGUAUGAACUCAGGAGGUUACCCUCAGAGACAUUUUUCACAAGGGAGACAGAGAUAAUGGAUAUCCCUGCAGCCAAAAAGCCUAGAGUGGGUCACUCCACGGGAAGAGUGAAAGGAGAAGAGCUCUGUGUGGUCUGCGGUGACAAAGCCUCUGGGUAUCACUAUAAUGCCCUUACUUGUGAAGGAUGCAAAGGAUUUUUCAGAAGAAGCAUCACAAAAAAUGCAGUAUACAAGUGUAAAAAUGGAGGCAACUGCGAGAUGGACAUGUACAUGAGGAGAAAAUGCCAGGAGUGCCGUCUAAGGAAAUGCAAGCAGAUGGGCAUGUUGGCUGAAUGUCUCUUAACAGAGAUACAGUGCAAAUCAAAAAGGUUACGGAAAAAUGUGAAGCAGCCCCCAGAUCAGACAGUCAAUGAAGACAAUGAAGGCCAUGAUGUGAAACAAGUAACUUCUACAACUAAAAUAUAUAGGGAGAAGAUAGAAUUUACCCCAGAACAGCAGAAACUUCUUGAUUAUAUUAUGGAUUCAUACAGUAAACAACAAAUACCCCAGGAGGUGUCAAAAAAAUUGUUGAACGAGGAAUUCAGUGCUGAAGGAAAUUUUCUGAUUUUAACAGAAAUGGCUACCAGUCAUGUGCAGGUUCUUGUGGAAUUCACUAAAAAACUACCAGGCUUCCAAACCCUGGAUCAUGAAGACCAGAUUGCUUUGCUGAAGGGCUCAGCAGUAGAAGCCAUGUUCCUUCGUUCAGCUGAGAUCUUCAGCAGGAAACUUCCUACAGGACACACUGUCCUUUUAGAAGAAAGAAUUCGCAAUAGUGGUAUCUCAGAUGAAUUCAUAACUCCCAUGUUUAAUUUUUAUAAAAGUAUUGGAGAGCUGAAGAUGACACAGGAAGAAUAUGCACUGCUCACAGCCAUAGUUAUCCUGUCUCCAGAUCGACAAUACAUAAAGGACAGAGAUUCUGUGGAAAGGCUUCAAGAACCACUGCUGGAUAUUCUACACAAAGUCUGCAAACUUCACCACCCAGAUAACCCUCAACACUUUGCAUGUCUUCUGGGUCGUCUCACAGAAUUACGGACAUUUAACCAUCAUCAUGCAGAGAUGCUGAUGUCGUGGAGAGUGAAUGACCACAAAUUCACACCUCUUCUCUGUGAGAUUUGGGAUGUACAGUGAUGGAUUCUUUUUAAAAAUUAUUAUUAUUAUUUUAAGAGAAAUAUCUUUUACAGGACCACAUAGCACUUAUUUUCACAGAAAAGUAGCCCACAAUGCAUUAUAUUUUCUUUACUGCAUUUUUAUAGAAACAUGCAAUGGAUUCAUAAAAGUCGUUUUGUUCAUUAUGCACAGAAUAUUGUAUAGCUCUCAGAUCCUCAACGUGAAUAUAACUUUUUCUGUAUUUAUACCCUCUGAUCAGAAAGAGCCCACCAGCUCUUCAGAGGAAUCCAAUUAAUUCCUGCUGCAAUUAAGCUCAUUGCAGUUACUGUUUCUCU